AUGUCAGCCACAAAUCAGCCUAACCCAAAACUUGAUACCAAGGGGGAUAGAGAUAUUUGCACGCCAAAUGAUGUUGAACACGUGAAAGCGCAGGAAGGCGAUCUACAAGAAGGCUCAACCGAAAAGCACGAGCCGUUGUACUGCAUCUUAUCCGAGACGGAGAAAAUUCUUACAAUAUGUACAUGCGCGUUGGUGACCUUCCUGAGUCCCAUAGCAGUUAGUAUAUAUUUACCCGCCUUGGGGUCAAUGGCGAGAGACAUACAUGUGUCAACUACCAAAAUCAACCUGACGAUAACUGCCUACAAGAUCUUCCAAGCUGUGUCUCCUCUGUUGACUGCCAGUUUCUCCGAUCUUAAUGGUCGUCGACCGGUCAUUAUAGCUUCUUUGCUCUUUUUCUUUGGGAGUAGCAUCGCACUUGCCCUUCAAACCGACUUUGCGGCUCUACUAGUUUUGCGCUGUGUCCAAGGAUUUGCUAGCGCCAGCAGUAUGGUGGUUUCCGGUGCUUCUAUGAUUGAUCUCGUUACCCGAGGAGAGCGAGGGAAAUACAUGCUAUACUCUUCGCUGGGAACCACUAUUGGACCAGCAAUUGGGCCAACGCUGGGUGGUAUCCUCACACAGUACCUAGGAUGGAGAAGUAUUUUCUGGUUUCUUGCCAUCACCGCAGGGGUGAUCAUCAUCACUAUGCUUUUAUUCUUGCGUGAGACCUGCCGCGCAAUAGUAGGAAACGGUAGUCUUGCUCCUCAGUCAUGGAACAAAUGCGCACUUCAAUUACUCCGGCCGAUUACGUAUACGCCAGACCACGAAACACGGGUUACAUUCAGACGACGCCCAGGGAAUGUGCGAACUCUCAAAAUGCUCCUGGAUCGACAUUUGGCUCUCCUUGUCCUCUGCAAUUCCACAAGCACUUGCGCAUCGUCCGCCAUUGUGAAUAGUCUGACGACCCUGUUGGCGAAGAACUAUAAGCUCACUCCGCUGUAUAUCGGGUUGUGCUAUCUGCCUUUCACAUUUGGAGGACUGAGCACCCGCUGGACUGCAGGAUUAUUAGCCGAUCGAUUGUUCAGGCGUCAGGCGCGCUCAGUGGGGAUAGACGUUCAACCGAACCGGCAGUCUCCAAAGCAACUGCGACGCAUACCACUCGAAAGGGCACGCCUAGGUCUUACCUUGCCAUUCAUUUAUCUUUAUUGCCUCUGCGUAGUUGCGUACGGCUGGGUGAUGGAUUACAAUGUCCACCUAGCGGGUCCUCUGGUCAUCUUGUUUCUUUGCGGGAACGCGAGCGGAGGCGUGAGCAAUACCAUCAACAUGCUCGCUGUGGAUUUGAAUGCCGAUAGGCCUGCUUCAACCCGUGCUGCCAUGACUUUAGUGGAUCGAUUGGUUUCAGCUGGCGCUGUUGCGGCUGUGGCACCUUUGAUUGACCUUAUUGGCAUUGGCUGGGUUGGAGUUGCCCUGGCGGCCCUGAUGAUAAUUGCUACACCAGCCCUAUGGACUCUGUAUUUUCAGGGGCAAAGUUGGAGAGAGGCGCAGGAAUUUGAAGAAGACUGA
Molecule: messenger RNA, 1539 nt
Organism: Penicillium coprophilum
Lineage: Eukaryota; Fungi; Ascomycota; Eurotiomycetes; Eurotiales; Aspergillaceae
Product: MFS general substrate transporter
Exons: 2
Coding region: 1-1539 (512 amino acids)
Biological process (GO): transmembrane transport
Molecular function (GO): transmembrane transporter activity
Source: RefSeq, a predicted model, not a curated record